AUGGAUAAACCAGAGACCUCCUUUGAACACGUGGACGACAUUCCCCCCGACAGCAUUUUAUUGAAUGCAUCAGAGCAAACCAAACUACGACGCAAGAUCGACAUACGGGUCACCUGCGUCCUGGGUGUGCUAUACAUGCUCAGCCAAGUUGACAAAAACAACCUUGGCAAUGCCAACAUAGCCGGAAUGGGAACGGACCUGAAGUUGGAUGGUACACGUUAUUCGAUGAUAGUCUUGUUCAUGUUUAUCACAUAUGUCAGCUUCCAGCCAGUGGCCGUGAUCCUACUUCGCAAGAUGGGUGCUAGGUCCUAUUUCACGUCCAUUGCCUUGCUCUGGGGGACAACAGAGAUUUGUUUAGGGUUUGUUCGGCAUUGGUAUGACUUGGUUCCCCUUCGUCUGCUGCUGGGAUUAUUCGAGGCUGGCGUAUUUCCUGGGUCUCUGUACAUGAUGACCUGUUGGUACCCUCGGUAUGAGCUCCAGCAGCGCGUGGCUCUAUUUUACUUCAUUGGUACCCUUGCCUCUGCGUUUACGGGUAUUCUAUCCUACGCAUUCUCUCAACUCGCUGGGCACGGAUCCGGACCAUCUUGGUGGACGUCGGAGACUGAUGAAGGCGGAAUCGCUGGUUGGCGUUGGAUCUUUAUCAUGUUUGGUAUUAUUACUUGUGUAGCGACCAUGAUAUGUUCGCCUUUUGUGGUGGACUUCCCAGAAGUCGUGCUCGAGCACGGCGUGCCAAAAUGUACAGCGGAUUUGAAGGUCUGGGCUCAUGCGGCCAUUUUCUGUCUUACAACCACGACAAAUUAUGCUGUCAUCUAUUUCCUUCCCAUCAUUCUACGUGAGGGUUUGGGGUUCUCAUUGGUGGCAUCACAGUGCUUGACCGCUCCACCAUAUAUUCUGGCAUGUCUGUGGAUGGUCCUCUUGGGCUGGAUGUCGGACAGGCUACGCAUCCGAUCGCCCUUUGUGAUUUUCAACUGCUCAUGUUCUAUCAUUGGACUAUGCCUCCUCGGCUUCACAUCCCAUACAGCAAGUCGACUUGUGGGUGCUUUCAUUGUAACUGCGUCGGGCUCGUCUAACCUACCAUCCACCCUUUCUUGGCAAUCCAACAAUGUCCGAGGUCAGUGGAAGCGAGCGAUGACAUCUGCAUUGAGUGUUGGUGCUGGCGGGGUUGGAGGUAUCAUUGGUGGCACUGUCUUUCGCACUGGGGAUGCCCCUGAUUAUCAGCCAGGUAUAAUUGCGACUAUACUAGCAAAUGGUCUCAUUAUUACCAUCAGUUUGCUUCUGGUCUUGAAGUAUCAUCGGGCAAACAAGAGGGUGGAGGGUGGAGGGAAGCCUAUUGAGGGUCUACCAUCGUUCCGAUACACCCUCUAA
Molecule: messenger RNA, 1365 nt
Organism: Penicillium concentricum
Lineage: Eukaryota; Fungi; Ascomycota; Eurotiomycetes; Eurotiales; Aspergillaceae
Exons: 3
Coding region: 1-1365 (454 amino acids)
Biological process (GO): transmembrane transport
Cellular component (GO): membrane
Molecular function (GO): transmembrane transporter activity
Source: RefSeq, a predicted model, not a curated record